Messenger RNA from Calliphora vicina (urban bluebottle blowfly), 1416 nucleotides. It is a transcript of the gene Polr1F, whose product is annotated as RNA polymerase I subunit F. Bases 96 to 1133 code for a protein of 345 amino acids. The transcript has 2 exons. The record is from RefSeq and is a predicted model, not a curated record. NCBI's taxonomy places the organism in Eukaryota, Metazoa, Arthropoda, Insecta, Diptera, Calliphoridae.
UCGUUAACACAUGAACAAUGUGCUUGUUGCAUUUGAAAUUUUUAUAGAAAUUUUAUAAAAAAACUAAUUCUUUACUUAAAAACUAAAUAAAAACAAUGGCCAAAAGACUGCAGGAGUAUGUUAAGUAUACCACGAAGGAGUUGGAUCAAUAUACACAAACAGAAGGCUCAUGUGUGCGCAAAAUUAAUACCAAUCUACAUUUAUCCAUGGGCCCAUUUUGUUUGGCUGAUUUCAAACAUAUUCUAAUGGCCCAUUUGGUGCGGAGUAAAGUUGGAUUCUAUGAUGUUCAUUUGGAUGGCAUAGUAUUGGAUGUUAAGAAUAUAAAAGUGUUGGGUACAACUGGUGCAAUGCGUGCUGAUGAUGCUCGUAUACAUAUCAAUAUCAAUGCUGAUGUUUACGUUUUUAAGCCCGAAGAAGGAGCUGUGCUCACGGGAGUAGUCAAACAUAUUGGACCCCAUCAAGUUGGUGUCAUAUUGUAUCGUGUGUUUAAUGCAAAUUUGAGAGUAGCCCAUAAGGUGGAUAAAGACGAAGUACAAAUGGAUCAGGAAGUUAAGUUCUGUAUACGCAAGUAUAAUCUGCAAAAUGUAUUCCCAUACAUAGAUGGUGAACUGAUGACACCAGGAGCUGAAAAGGCCUCAGCCAAGGGGAAAAAAAUUGUUUUCAAACAGGAAGAGAAUGGAGAUUCUGGUAUAGAGGAAAAAGAUGGAGGACAAGAACUUGAUGAUUUAUUGUCUGUAAUUAAAUCUGAAGCACCCUCAGAGUUCGAAGAAGCCGUGGAGCAAAGCAAUAGAAAGAAAUCUAAAAAAUCCAAAAAAUCUAAACAUACUGAAGAUUCUGUUAAUGCUGAGAGUCCUGUGGAAGCAGUUAGCAAAAAAUCUUCCAAAAAACGUAAAAGUUCUAACUCUACAACAAUAACGACAAACACAGAAGACAGCGAAGCCGUGACACUAACUUCACCUAAGAAAAUCAAACGCGAACUAACUUUUAGUGAUGACUCUUUGCCACCCACGCCUAAAAAGAUCAAAAAAGAAAAGGACGCCACUUCCACGAAAAAGCACAAGAGUAAAAAAAAUGCCUCUAUUUUGGACAUAACAAUAAAGGAAGAAGAAAUUAUAGAUGCAGAUAGUGACUGAUACUAAUGCCGAGUAAUGAAAUUCAACUCGUUUUAUACACCAUAAUAUAUUUUUAGCUAUUUGUUUAAUAGAUCUUUCUUUUUAACUAUAUUACCAUUUAAGAAGAUUUUACAAUUGUUUGAAUGUAUAAAUACAUAUAUUUUCUACAAUACAAUUUUAAUGUAGUACAAAUAUUGUGAGCAUUUUGCAGUGAUUAUGUAAACGUAUAAAUAUUACGAUAUAAAAUUAGUAUACAUUUGAAUUGUUAAUAAAAUUGUCAAGAUAAAUUUUUUAUUUAAAAUAA